CGCAAAAUAAGCAACAACAAAAUUGCAUCACAACGCUGCAAAUUGCAAUUUGAAAUAAAUAAAAAAAAAAUGCAAUGCGAAAAAACUACUUGAGUUCUACAAAAAUCAAUAAGCAGCAAGCGCAGCAGCAGCGAAGGAAAACUGAAAAGCAGCAACAACUAGCAAAGUAAAGGAACAGCAACAACAGCAACAACAACAACUACUAGUGCAAGAGUAAGAGAAGCAAAAGCUUCAGCCUGAGUAGGCGUAAGCUCGAAGCGCAGCAAAACGCAGUCAACGUUUUGUUUUGUUUCUUUAUUUUGGACAAAACGAACGGAGAGUAAAAAAAAAGUGAAACGUUAAUUUUACAUAAUUCAUUAGAUAAAGCGAGAGAGAGAGAGAGAGAGAGAGAGAGGACACUGCGGCCAGUGGGCCAAGUAACGCCAACAUGCCCUCAUUAAUGGAAGCUCUCAAGAGCAAAUACUUUGCCGAAUGUGAAUUCGAGAAUGCCACACAGUCGGAGCUGCAUAAGCGCUCUGAUUUGCCCAACGAUUUUACCGUUACAAAAUGUGGCACACGCAUGGAAUUCUCCAUCUCCAUAUUCAUACCGCGUCUCUCGCCACUGACCAGUGUGCUCGUCCUGAAUGACUGCGACAUUGACUGUGCGGGCGCUGGCCAGGAUUUCGAUAGCAUACGCGACAAGUGCCAGCGGGUGCGAGAACUGGAUCUGGCACAGAAUAAGUUGGAGGACUGGCAAGAGGUGUUCAACAUACUGGAGCAAAUGCCGCGUCUGGAGUUCUUGAAUCUGAGCAAGAAUCGACUGAUGAGCGCACCAAGUGCAGCGCUGCAGGCGGCGCCAACGAUUAAUCUUAGAAAUCUAGUGCUCAAUGGCACUUAUCUGGACUGGGCGUGCGUCGACGCGCUGCUGCAGAAUCUGCCGGUGCUGCAGGAGCUGCAUCUAAGUCUGAACAACUACAAGGCGGUGCUGCUGGAUGCGCAAACGGAUGCGGCGCCUUGCUGCUGCCAGUGCGUGCCACAAACUGCAGCAGCUGAAUCCCAGGCGGAGGCUUCUUGCUGUGAGCUUUGCCAGGCGCAGCGCAAACUAACGCAGGCGCAUGAAUCGGUGCAGACGCUGCACUUUACCGGCAACCCCAUCGAGCAUUGGCAGGAAAUCUGUCGGCUGGGCAGACUAUUCCCCAAGCUGGAGACUCUAGUGCUGGCCGAAUGUCCCAUCAAGUCGCUGCAGUCGAGCCAAGUGGUGGCCAUGGAUUCGGCCAGCGAGAGCGAGUGCCACAAAUACUUUCCCUGCCUUAAGCUGCUCAAUCUAAGCAGCGCCAAGCUCAACAGCUGGGCGGACAUUGAUGAGCUGGCCAAGUACAGCAGGCUGGAGAAUCUGCGCGUCAAGCACUGGCCGCUCUGGGAGACGCUCGAGUGCACGGAGCAUGAGCGACGACAGCUGCUCAUAGCACGUCUGCCCAAUGUGGCGCUGCUCAAUGGCGGCGGCAAGAUCAGCACGGAUGAGCGCGUGGAUGCGGAGCGUGCCUUUAUACGUUACUACAUGGACAAGCCGGAGUGCGAGCAGCCGGCGCGCUAUGCCGAGCUGCUGGCCGUGCAUGGCAAGCUGGAUCCGCUGGUGGAUGUGAAUCUAAAGCCGGACAAGCGCGUCAAGGUGGUGUUCACUUUCAAGGAUGUGUGCGAGAGUCGCUUUGUGGACAUUUAUUUAACUGUCAACGAUUUGAAAAUCAAACUAGAGAAGCUCAUCAACUUGCCACCCAACAAGAUGCGUCUAUACUAUCUGGAUCAGGAUUACAGGGAGUUUGGGCCCGAGGAGAUGCGCUUUCCCAACAAAAAGCUCUACAGCUACAAUAUACAGUCGGGCGAUGAGAUCAUCAUCGAUGCCAAGAAGUGAGAGCGAGGAAGGCGCGGCAGCUGGGGUGCUAAACAGCAACAACCACUUGUGAUCUUGUAUCAUGCAAACUGACGGAUACAAACAAAUAUAUAUAUUAUAUAUCUACAUACUAUACAAAAAAUAUACAAAUACAAUUAUUCUACAUUUACGUUUUUUUAUUAUUAUGAUUUACCGCCUACUAAUACCAAUUACUGUAUAUACCAUUUAAACGGCCAAAACGUGUACACACACGCAUAAAAUACACACACACAAACACACACACACACAUAUUUUAAUUACCACCUAUUCUAAGGCAGCCACAGACUAAAUAAAAAUACAAAAAAAAA
This is a messenger RNA of Drosophila busckii, 2214 nucleotides long. It is a transcript of the gene mlt, whose product is annotated as tubulin-specific chaperone cofactor E-like protein. The transcript has a single exon. Gene Ontology annotation, molecular function: alpha-tubulin binding. Gene Ontology annotation, biological process: protein folding. The coding region runs from base 428 to 1888 and encodes 486 amino acids. The record is from RefSeq and is a predicted model, not a curated record. Lineage: Eukaryota; Metazoa; Arthropoda; Insecta; Diptera; Drosophilidae.